AUGUCGUCCGCACUCGAGGAGGGCGCUCAGCCGUCGGCCCUCGUCGCAUCGAGCACGCUCGUGUCGCCCCGCGUGACAACGGCGCUCAUCCUCCGAAUGCGCGCCCUCGUUGCCCACUGGAUCGCAGUCGAGGUCGACGAGGAGAGCAUCACGGCAAACGAGGGCCUCAUCAACGAGGACGCCGUUGCGGCCUUCAUCCAGGCCGGCGGCGAUGUCACCAAUGCCGUGCCGUUUGCCUUGCUCGAGGCUAGAAAGACAUUUCUCAACGACGCUUCCCAUCGCGAGCACUCGCUCAACGAGCAGCGAGCUUUGGCCUGCGAGGUGAUUGCCCGCCGCGUCGUCGCCGAGCUGGAGCGAGCCGAGGACAAACUCUCGGCGCAGAGCAAUGAGGGACGCGGGCAAAAGGGCAGCAGCGGCAUCAGCAGUCACAUCAGCCUCUCGAAGCGAUUUGUGCGCAUUGAGGAUGAUGGCGACCGCACCUUGCCCACGAGCGCCCUCGAGACCGCCGUCGACCAGAACUGCGUCCACUUCCUGUCGUCGCCCGAGGCGCAAAAGUGCGCAAACGAACUCUGGAAGGGCUACAUCACCCAGCAGUACUCGGACAACGGUCUCGUCUUUUUCGAGCCCCACCACCCUGCCUCGUCGUCAUUCAUCGACCGCUUGGAUCCUUCGCGCCUUGCGGUGCCCCAGUACCAGUACUACACAGGCAUUCUCAUCCACGUCGCCCUCAUCGUCGUCUACACUUUCAGCACGCUCGAAUACACUGGCCUCGACACCUGGGAGAUCCUCCUGUGGUGCUUUGCUGCGGGCUACCUCGUCGAUGACAUCACGAGAUGGAUCAAGAUGCGUGGCUUCGACAGCGUCAUCUCCUUCUGGGUCAUUGUCGACUUCUUCACCGAUGCCCUCUUCGUCACUGCUUUUGCUUUCCGCGUCGCAGGCUGGGUUGCUCGCAGUCAGGAGCGCUCCGACGAACUGCAGCUCCUGGCUUUCCAGUUCUUGAGCUGCGUGGCACCCUUCUUGUGGAUGCUCCUCCUCAAGGCCCUCGAUGGCAGCCAGUACAUCGGCAUCAUCCAGCUCGUCCUCCUCCGCAUGCUCCAAGAAACGGCCGCCUUCUUCAUCCUCCUCCUCUUGACCGCUGUCGGCUUUGCCCAGUCCCUCUUUGCCCUCGACGCCGCAGACGGAAGAAGGGUGCCCAAUUCGGUUUCUUUUGUCGUCAACCUUCUCACAGCUGCCAUUCUUGGCCAGCCCGACUUUGACGGUCCGGCAGACAACUUUGGAGAGCCGUUUGGGACGAUUCUCUUCUACGUCUUUUCCUUCAUCACGCUCAUGCUCUUGAGCAAUAUCCUCGUCGCUUUCUUCGCGUCGGCCUAUGACAAGACGGUGGACAAUGCCGAGGAUGUGUUCCGGGCCUACUUUUGCUCAAAGGUCAUCUCCACCAUCCGAGCUCCGGACCAGUACGUGUACCUGGCACCUUUCAACUUGAUCGAGGCAUUCCUGAUCGCACCGCUCGAGCCACUGCUGCCCCGCAAGACGUACGCAGGCAUCAACCGAGUCGUCCAAUCGGUCCUCUUCUGUGUGCCCCUCGUCUUCAUUGCACUCUAUGAGACAUACAUGGAGUCCCAGGUGGCCAAGGCGCUGCGCCUCGAGAUGCUCGAAAGCAUGCCCGAGGAGCGGCAGCGACGCCGCAUUCAAGUCACGGGCAUCGAGAACGGCGUCUUGGACCCAGAGAUCCCGUCUCGGGACGGACAGUCUGCUGAUGAAGGCGAAGAAGACCUCGUCAUUUCCCGUGUCAAGUUCGAGACGCUCUCCAAGCGCCUGCCCGUGGUCAAGGGCCAGGAAGAAGAGGAAAAGGACGAUAAGGUGACGGCCGACGACCUCCGCACCGUCUUAUCCGAGCUCAAGUCGCUGCGUCAAGAGUUGGCCGAACUCAAAUCUGCAAAGUAG
Molecule: messenger RNA, 1944 nt
Organism: Acaromyces ingoldii
Lineage: Eukaryota; Fungi; Basidiomycota; Exobasidiomycetes; Exobasidiales; Cryptobasidiaceae
Exons: 4
Coding region: 1-1944 (647 amino acids)
Biological process (GO): monoatomic ion transport; transmembrane transport
Cellular component (GO): membrane
Molecular function (GO): monoatomic ion channel activity
Source: RefSeq, a predicted model, not a curated record